GCGCCCAACACCCGAAGAGGCAGAUCCAAACCCUGCGGCAUGGCAUCCAACAGUAUCUUCGACUCCUUCUCCACCUUCUCCUCCGGAUUAUUGAGAGACCCGACCACUACGAGACGGUUUACGCCGCCUUCGACGUCGUUCCCCUGCAACAAGAUUGGAGACGGGACUGGGCCCAUGGGCACCCCUGGACCGGUGAGGACGCGGCCAGAAGCCAGGUCCGUGGUGGACGUUCUCUCCGACCACGCCGGCGAACUUGUUCGGACGGACAGUCCCAACUUUCUCUGUUCGGUCCUACCUUCGCAUUGGAGAUGCAACAAAACGCUUCCCGUAGCUUUUAAGGUGGUCGCUCUCGGCGACGUUCCCGACGGGACGCUGGUGACCGUGAUGGCCGGAAACGACGAGAACUAUUCGGCGGAGCUGAGGAACGCGUCCGCCGUGAUGAAAAAUCAAGUCGCCCGAUUCAACGACUUGAGGUUCGUGGGCAGGAGCGGAAGAGGAAAGAGCUUCACUCUCACCAUCACGGUCUUCACCAGUCCCACCCAGGUGGCCACGUACCACCGGGCCAUCAAGGUGACCGUGGACGGGCCGAGGGAACCCAGACGUCACAGGGUGAAGCUGGAGGACCCCCAGAAGGCCAUGCAGUUUUCGGACCGCCUGUCCGAGCUGGAGCGCUUCCAGAGGGCCGGGCUGAGGAUGGGGCCUGGGUCGGGUAACCCCAGACCCUCCCACACCAGCCACUUCAGUCCCUCCAACCAGUCCCAGAUCCCAGCUCUGUGGCCUGAGCAGAUCGAGAGCUCCAGUCUGAAGACGUGCAAGGUGGAGGACGAGCUGAGGUGGUCAGGCCCCUCAGACCUGUUCCAGCAGCGCACCUCCUUCCCGUCGCUGUCCCCCCUGACGGACCCCCGCUUCUCGGACCCCCGCAUGCACUACCCGGGGGCCUUCAGCUACUCCGCCAGCCCCUCCGGCACGGGCAUCGGGGGCAUCAGCAUGACGGGCAUGUCCGCCUCCUCCCGCUACCACACCUACCUGCCGCCGCCGUACCCGGGCAACCAGAACCAGGGCGGCCACUUCCAGACCAACUCCUCGCCCUACCACCUGUACUACGGGGCGGGCUCCGGGUCCUACCCCUUCUCCAUGGUGGCGGCCGGAGGGGAGCGCUCCCCCACCCGCAUGCUGUCCUCCUGUCCCGGGGCGGGCUCGGCCGGGAGCGGGAACAACCUGAUGAACCCCAGCCUGGGCAGCCAGAGCGACGGGGUCGGGGAGGCCGACGGCAGCCACAGCAACUCCCCCACCACCAUGACCGCGUCCGGGAGGAUGGACGAGUCCGUGUGGAGACCGUACUGAGUGUGCGGACGACCGGGGGGGGGCAGAGGGGGGGUGCGGGCGACCGAGCACCCGCUUCUUUGUUAGUUCAAUCUCCUGCCUCUCCCCUCCUCUCCUCUCCUCUCCUCUCCUUCAUUACAAUAAGGAAGGAAGAAUAAAAUAGAGAAAGAAAGAUAAAGUUUUGGAGAAAAAAAAAAGUAACAAGUGCA
This is a messenger RNA of Anguilla rostrata (American eel), 1532 nucleotides long. It is a transcript of the gene runx3, whose product is annotated as RUNX family transcription factor 3. Gene Ontology annotation, cellular component: nucleus. Gene Ontology annotation, molecular function: RNA polymerase II cis-regulatory region sequence-specific DNA binding; DNA-binding transcription factor activity, RNA polymerase II-specific; ATP binding. The record is from RefSeq and is a predicted model, not a curated record. The transcript is spliced from 7 exons. Gene Ontology annotation, biological process: hemopoiesis; ossification; regulation of transcription by RNA polymerase II. Bases 40 to 1344 code for a protein of 434 amino acids. NCBI's taxonomy places the organism in Eukaryota, Metazoa, Chordata, Actinopteri, Anguilliformes, Anguillidae.